Molecule: messenger RNA, 1278 nt
Organism: Rotaria sordida
Lineage: Eukaryota; Metazoa; Rotifera; Eurotatoria; Philodinida; Philodinidae
Source: the annotation of a GenBank genome assembly
AUGUCUUAUUAUUAUGAUUCAAGUGAUACCGAUACCGAUACCGAUACCGAUACCGAUACCGAUACAGAUACAGAUACCGAUACAGAUACCGAUACAGAUACCGAUACAGAAGAUCGUUUAUAUUUCAUAAAGUAUAAUAAUGCAACAUUACAAAAUAUUCCAAACACUACAGUCAAUUCAAACAAUUUAAAUGCAUGUGCAAGCAACUUACUUGAUAAUAUAUCAGCUAGAAAUAAUCGUGGUUGGACAGCUCAAGAAAAGAACUAUGAUUGUAUUGCUGUUGGUGCUACAAGCAACAACCGUUUGAUUGUUAGUGGGAAUGUUAAAGCACGCAGUCCAUCAAAAACAGACAAUCAUCGUAUUACUUAUAGCGACUUCGGUUUACAUGAUAGACACAAAGAAAUAAUUCAACGUACAAUUUGCUCUGAACCGAAUAAAUAUAGUGAUUUUAAUAUCGACAUAAUACAACAGAAACUUCAUCAAAAUAAACUACCACCAGAGAUUAACAAUGCACGUGAUCAUGCUGAAAUGCAAAUAAUAUCCUAUGCACAACAACAUGGAUUAGAAUUACUUGCAGUUGGAACGAGUAAACCUCCAUGUGCACCAUGUAAAGAAAAGUUGGAACAAUAUGACAUUGGGUUUCGUCAACAAAAAGACGGCAAUCCAAGGCCGAAAAAUUGGGAAGCACCAGAGAACGUUCAAACUCAACGAUUAACAACUAUGCCAAGAAGUUCAGUUCGAGUUACGAAAAAUGUGGUUGAGAGAAAUAUACCCGAAUCAAGAAAACAAGCAAGUUCCAUGAUAAGAAAUAAUGUUAAACAGCAAUUAAUACCGAAACCAGGUUGUCAUGUAUCAGCUGGUAGUGUUUUAGAUACAAUUGAUAGAAUCGAUCAAAGUGGUUCCGCACGUGCUGGUACAUACAAUGCUUAUUCUGGUACAUAUAAAUCAAAAAGAACACUUAGAGCGGGUGGAUAUGCUGGUGCUAGUCUUGCAGAAGCAAAUGCCAAUUAUAGUAUAUUUGGUGCAAGUGCUUCAAUGUACUCAGCAUCUGCUCAUUAUGAAGUUGGUCUCAACAAUUCAAUUGGUGUCAAUGCAUCUUUAGUACGAGCAGAAGCACACGCAGGACCUCUACAAAUUGGUGCUGGUUUGAGCCUCGAUACAAGUGCUAGCGUUGGGCUUGAUGGUGCUCAAGCAUCUGCUUUGGGCUUUGGUUUUCAUAUUGGUCCCAAAAUGCAAAUAAAGACUCCUAUUGUUGAUGCUAGUUGUAAUAUCAUGUAA